Chaetura pelagica (chimney swift) is the source of this 2357-nucleotide messenger RNA. It is a transcript of the gene TRPC1, whose product is annotated as transient receptor potential cation channel, subfamily C, member 1. The coding region runs from base 14 to 2212 and encodes 732 amino acids. Gene Ontology annotation, cellular component: membrane; cation channel complex. Gene Ontology annotation, molecular function: store-operated calcium channel activity; inositol 1,4,5 trisphosphate binding. The transcript is spliced from 12 exons. The record is from RefSeq and is a predicted model, not a curated record. Gene Ontology annotation, biological process: regulation of cytosolic calcium ion concentration; manganese ion transport; calcium ion transmembrane transport. NCBI's taxonomy places the organism in Eukaryota, Metazoa, Chordata, Aves, Apodiformes, Apodidae.
AGGUGACUAUUACAUGGUUAAGAAACUCUUAGAGGAAAACAGCUCGGGUGAAAUGAACAUAAAUUGUGUGGAUGUGCUUGGAAGAAAUGCUGUUACCAUAACGAUUGAAAAUGAAAACUUGGACAUACUACAGCUUCUUUUGGAUUAUGGCUGCCAGUCAUCAGAUGCACUUCUGGUCGCUAUUGACUCGGAAGUGGUGGGAGCUGUUGACAUCCUACUUAAUCACCGACCAAAAAGAUCCUCCAGACCAACCAUUGUAAAACUAAUGGAACGCAUUCAGAACCCAGAGUACUCAACAACCAUGGAUGUGGCACCUGUCAUUUUAGCUGCUCAUCGUAACAACUAUGAAAUUCUCACCAUGCUGUUAAAGCAAGACAUCUCAUUACCAAAGCCUCAUGCUGUAGGCUGUGAAUGCACACUGUGUACUGCAAAGAACAAAAAAGAUAGUCUUCGACAUUCCAGGUUUCGUCUUGACAUUUACCGGUGUUUGGCCAGCCCUGCUUUAAUCAUGUUGACAGAGGAGGAUCCGAUCCUGCGAGCUUUUGAACUUAGUGCAGACUUGAAGGAAUUAAGCCUUGUUGAGGUUGAAUUCAGAAAUGAUUAUGAGGAGCUAGCUCAACAGUGCAAAACCUUUGCUAAAGAUUUGCUUGCACAGGCACGGAAUUCACGGGAGCUGGAAGUUAUUCUGAAUCACACAUCCAGUGAUGAACAUGUAGACAAGCGAGGAUUGUUGGAAGAGAGGAUGAACUUAAGUCGCUUAAAACUCGCCAUCAAGUAUAAUCAAAAAGAGUUUGUUGCUCAGUCUAACUGUCAGCAGUUCCUAAACACAGUAUGGUUUGGACAGAUGGCAGGCUAUCGGCGCAAGCACACAUGCAAGAAAAUUUUGACUGUUUUGAUGGUUGGCAUUUUCUGGCCAGUUCUGUCCUUGUGUUACUUGUUAGCCCCUAAAUCUCGAGUAGGUAGAAUGAUUCACACUCCUUUUAUGAAGUUUAUUAUUCAUGGAGCUUCAUAUUUCACGUUUCUGCUGUUACUUAAUUUGUACUCCCUUGUCUACAAUGAGAAUAAAAAGAAUACAAUGGGACCAGCCCUCGAGAGAAUAGACUACCUUCUGAUUAUAUGGCUCAUUGGAAUGGUUUGGUCAGAUGUUAAAAGACUCUGGUAUGAUGGUUUAGAAGACUUUUUAGAAGAAUCCCGUAACCAGCUUAGUUUUGUCAUGAAUUCCCUGUAUUUGGCUACUUUUGCUCUCAAAGUAGUUGCCCAUAACAAGUUUCAUGAUUAUGCUGAAAGGAAGGACUGGGAUGCGUUCCAUCCUACCCUAGUGGCAGAAGGUCUUUUUGCUUUUGCUAACGUUCUUAGUUAUCUGCGUCUCUUCUUCAUGUACACAACCAGCUCUAUUCUGGGACCACUCCAGAUUUCAAUGGGCCAGAUGCUACAAGAUUUUGGAAAGUUUCUGGGCAUGUUUCUUCUUGUCUUGUUCUCAUUCACAAUUGGAUUGACACAACUUUAUGAUAAAGGAUUUACUUUAAAUGAAGAAAAGGACUGUGCAGGAAUUUUCUGUGAACAACAGAGCAACGACACCUUCCAUUCGUUUAUUGGCACAUGUUUUGCUCUCUUCUGGUAUAUCUUCUCCCUGGCGCACGUUGCAAUCUUCGUCACACGUUUUAGCUAUGGUGAAGAAUUACAGUCUUUUGUGGGUGCUGUUAUUGUUGGUACCUACAAUGUGGUGGUUGUCAUAGUAUUAACUAAACUCCUUGUGGCAAUGCUUCAUAAAAGCUUUCAGCUGAUAGCAAAUCAUGAAGAUAAGGAAUGGAAGUUUGCUCGUGCCAAGCUUUGGCUUAGCUACUUUGAUGACAAAUGCACACUACCUCCACCUUUCAAUGUUAUUCCCUCCCCCAAGACCAUCUGUUAUCUUUUCAACAGUCUCAGUAAAUGGAUCUGCUCUCAUACAUCAAGUGGCAAAGUAAAACGUCAGAACAGCCUGAAGGAAUGGAGAAAUCUGAAGCAAAAGAGAGAUGAGAAUUAUCAAAAGGUGAUGUGUUGUUUAGUCCACCGUUACUUGACUUCCAUGAGACAGAAGAUGCAAAGCACAGAUCAGGCAACUGUGGAAAACCUGAAUGAACUGCGGCAAGACUUGUCAAAAUUCCGAAAUGAAAUGAGAGACCUGCUUGGAUUUCGAACUUCUAAAUAUGCUAUGUUUUAUCCAAGAAACUAAGGCCUAACUUUUAACUGAAGUGUGUAUGCUUUUAGUUACAUAGAGGUGAAAGUUUUGGCCCAAUUCUGUUGCCAGACCAAACAGAAAAGAUUAUUAUUGCACAAUAAUACAUUUUAAAAUGCAUUUGCAUGAGCAGCAGCUAGAU